Messenger RNA from Carica papaya (papaya), 1599 nucleotides. Its product is annotated as Tetratricopeptide repeat (TPR)-like superfamily protein. The record is from RefSeq and is a predicted model, not a curated record. Gene Ontology annotation, biological process: RNA processing; mitochondrion organization. Gene Ontology annotation, cellular component: mitochondrion. Lineage: Eukaryota; Viridiplantae; Streptophyta; Magnoliopsida; Brassicales; Caricaceae. Gene Ontology annotation, molecular function: mRNA binding; protein binding.
AAAGAAAAAGCCUAACAGAAGUCUCCAAUUCAGGAAUGGCAAGCAAUUGAAGACCGGUAAACCCAUUCCUUAAACCCUAAAUUCCACUACUCUCUGUUUGCUCGCUGCUGGUUCGUUUUCACUUCAUUUCCUCGCUGCGGAAGCCCCAGAAUACCAUUACAAUGUCAUCUUCUCUUCGCCUCCGCCACCUUCGUCACCUCUCCUCGACAGCCACCGCGACCACGGCUGCUACUUCCACGACCUCUUCCUUCUCCAUCUCAAAGGCAAAAUCCAUACUCCGAGCAGAACACGACCCGGACAAGGCCUUGGAAAUCUAUUCAUCCGUUUCCAAACACUACUCUUCCCCUCUCUCCUCUCGCUACGCCCAGGAGCUCACCGUCAGGCGCCUCGCCAAGUCUCGUCGAUUUGCAGACAUCGAGUCUCUCAUCGAGUCGCAUAAGAAUGAUCCCAAAAUCACCCAAGAGCCGUUUCUCUCCACUCUCAUCAGAUCCUAUGGCCUUGCCGGUAUGUUCGAUCAUGCCUUGAAGACUUUCCGUCAGAUGGACCAACUGGGCACUCCCAGAUCAGCCAUCUCCUUCAACGCGCUAUUGUCUGCUUGUGUUCAGUCCAAGCUGUAUGACAGGGUGCCCGGUUUGUUCACUGAAAUUGUCGAAAAAUAUGGCGUCUCGCCGGAUAAGAUUUCGUAUGGAAUACUUGUUAAAUCUUAUUGUGAAGCAGGUAUGCUUGCGAAGGCCAUGGAGACUCUGAGAGAGAUGGAGUCGAAGGGAGUUGAGGUGACCGCCGUCACAUUCACUACGAUCUUGUCUUCCUUGUACAAGAAAGGAAAAGGCGAGGAGGCGGAGACGUUGUGGGGCGAGAUGGUGAGGAAUGGUUGCGAAUUGGAUGCGGCUGCGUAUAACGUGCGGAUCAUGAAUGCGCAGAACGAGAAACCAGAGAGAGUGAAGGAGCUGAUUGAAGAAAUGAGCAAUGCGGGGUUGAAACCAGAUACCAUAUCAUAUAACUACUUGAUGAUUUCUUAUUGCAGACAGGGGAUGAUGGAGCAAGCUAAGGAGGUCUAUGAAGGAUUGGAGGCGAACGGGUGUAACCCAAAUGCUUCAACUUUCAGGACUUUGAUAUAUUACAUGUGUAGAACAGGGGAUUAUGAGAAAGGAUAUAAGGUUUUCAAAGAGAGUGUGAGAGUGCACAAGAUUCCUGAUUUUAGUAUAAGCAAACUUUUGGUGGAAGGAUUGGUGAAGAAGGAGAAAACAAAGGAGGCUAAAGGAUUGAUACGGACUAUGAAGAAGAAGUUCCCUCCUAAUCUGUUAAACGCAUGGAAGAAAGUCGAAGAGAAUCUCAGUUUGGCUCCUGUUAACGUUGUGUCUUCUAAGGAUGAAGAGGCUGCAGUGUGAUGGUUGAUGAAAUUCAUUGUUUUUUAUUACUGUAUUGGAGCUGCAGCUCAUUGCCUAAACUACAGUUGCUUUGAGUUGUGAUGAAGCAUAUAGGUGUUAGCUAUAUCAAUCCCGCUAAAUUAUCAAAUCCUAUAUGGUUAUGCUGGUUUCAUAAAUUGGCUAUGGAAGCUAAAUUAGUAAAAUGCUAGUAAGCCUAUUUUUUGAGCUUCAA